Apis florea (little honeybee) is the source of this 1122-nucleotide messenger RNA. RefSeq names its product (3R)-3-hydroxyacyl-CoA dehydrogenase. Lineage: Eukaryota; Metazoa; Arthropoda; Insecta; Hymenoptera; Apidae. Gene Ontology annotation, biological process: fatty acid biosynthetic process. The record is from RefSeq and is a predicted model, not a curated record. Gene Ontology annotation, molecular function: quinone binding; oxidoreductase activity, acting on the CH-OH group of donors, NAD or NADP as acceptor.
CAUGUUUUAUAUAAGACAUUUUAGAGAUAAUUUUUCAAUUUUUGUUCUAUUUUUGUCAUUCCUCUACUAUUUGUUCUUAUGUUAUAUAUUAUUGAAAGACAAAAAAAAUAUAAAAAUAAAAUAAUUUGAUUAAGUGAAAUUUAAUUUCUUUACAUUGUAUAAUAAAAUCAAAUUAUUAGUACUUUAUAAUUUAAAUUUAUAAUUUAUCUAUUGGAUAUUGUACUAAUCUUUUUCAAAAAAUGGUAGCUGGAAAAAUAGCUUUUGUAACAGGUGCUGGAAGCGGUAUAGGUAGAAAAGUAUGCCAUAUUUUGGCAAAACAAGGGGCUAGUGUUAUUGCUACCGAUCUAAACUUAAAAAAUGCUGAAGAAACUAUCAGAUCUUUAAAUGAUACCAAACAUUUAGCAUUAAAUGUAGAAGUUUUAAAUGAAAAAAGUAUUAAAGAAGCAUUUAAAAAUGCAAUAAAUAAAUAUUCAACUCCACCAACUAUUAUAGUUAAUUCUGCUGGCAUUACAAGUGAUCAAUUCAUUUUGAAACUUACUAAUGAAGAUUUUGAUAAAGUACUUAAUGUGAAUUUAAAAGGAACUUUUUUUAUAAUCCAAACAGCAGUAAAAGAAAUGAUUAAUGCUAAUGUAAAUAAAGGUGGUUCAAUUGUUAAUAUAAGUUCUAUUGUUGGAAAAAUAGGAAACAUGGGACAAGCCAAUUAUGCUGCAUCAAAAGCUGGAGUAAUAGCUCUUACAAAAACUGCUUCUAUCGAAUUUGGACAAUUUGGAAUUCGUGUUAAUACUGUGCUACCAGGUUUUAUAGAAACUCCUAUGACAAAAACUAUACCUGAUAAUGUAAAACAAUUAUUUAUAAAAAGAAUUCCUCUUCAUAGAAUGGGAAAACCAGAAGAAGUAGCAGAAGUUAUCACAUUUUUAGCAUCUUCCAAGAGUUCUUACAUUAAUGGUGCAUCCAUAGAUGUUACAGGAGGAUUACAUUAAACUUGCUUAAAACUAUAUGAAAACUACAUAUAUAUAUACAUAUAUAUUUUUUAUAUUUUUAUAAUUAAAUUUAAAACACAUUUAAAUAGAUUAUAUAUAAUAUAUAUAAUUAUAUAUAAUAUAAUUACAAAUAUUACUUAAA